AUGAGCGAUCCACUUAAACGUGUUGCUAUCGUUGGUAGUGGUAACUGGGGUUCUACCAUAGCAAAAAUUAUUGGCAAUAAUAUUGUAAAAUUUAAUACAUUUGAAAAUGAAGUACGCAUGUAUGUUUAUGAAGAAAUGGUCGAUGGACGAAAAUUAACUGAAAUUAUUAAUGAAGAACAUGAAAACACCAAAUAUUUACCAGGCCACAAAUUUACGCCCAACAUUGUAGCUUACGCAGAUGUAGUUGAAACUGUCAAAGAUGCUGAUAUUUUACUAUUUAUUUUGCCACAUCAAUUUGUUGAACGAACAUGUAAUGCGAUUAAAUCGCAUGUAAAACCGGGUGCUUUUGCUGUCUCUUUUUCGAAGGGCUUUUAUGUCGGUAAGGAUAAUACUGUUGAAUUGCUAUCAACAGCAAUAACUCGUUUAUUGGAAAUACCUUGCUAUGUUGUAAUGGGCGCAAAUAUAGCCUCUGAAGUAGCGUCGGGAACAUUUUGUGAAGCAACAGUUGGCGCACGUAAUUAUGAACAUGGACAGAUGGUGAAAGGUCUUCUUCAAACUGAAGAAUUUCGUAUUGUUAUUAAGCCCGAUACAGAAGUUAUCGAAGUACUGGGUGCAUUAAAAAAUAUUGUUGCUGUAGCGGCAGGAUUUUCCGAUGGAUUAGGAUAUGGUGAUAAUACGAAAGCUGCUGUUAUUCGUCUUGGAUUAAAAGAGAUGGUUAAAUUUUGUGAAGAAUUUUUUCCGGGACAUCAUCCACACAUAUUUUUGGAAUCAUGUGGUGUUGCAGAUCUCGUAACAACUUGUUAUGGCGGUCGUAAUCGUAAAGUAGCUGCAGCAUUUGUUAAAACUGGUAAAGAUAUUAAAACAUUGGAAGCAGAAAUGCUCAAUGGACAAAAAUUACAAGGACCUGAUGCAGCUGCUGAAGUUAAAGAAUGGCUCAAAGAAAAAGGACAAGCUAAUAAAUUUCCAUUGUUUACAGCCGUGCAUGAUAUAUGUGAACGACGAAUUGAACCAACAGCAUUAAUUGAUGCUCUUCGUUAUCAUCCAGAAUUCUGGUAA
Molecule: messenger RNA, 1056 nt
Organism: Rotaria socialis
Lineage: Eukaryota; Metazoa; Rotifera; Eurotatoria; Philodinida; Philodinidae
Source: the annotation of a GenBank genome assembly